AUGCGUUUAUAUAUCCAAUCGUGUCGCCGCAUAGUGGCAGAGGGAGGGUUCAAUAAAGUGUUCCGACUUGUUAUGGGCAACGGAGCUUCUGUCACAGCACGUAUAUCGUACCCCAAUGUGGGCCAUUCGUGCAAGACCACAGUGUCGGAGGUCGCGGCCAUGGAUUUCUGUGGGGAUGCGGAAAACCCUGUAGAAUCUGAGUAUAUCCUGGUCAAUCUAAAACUACAAGACAAGCUGAAGAUUGUAGAUGAGAUUGUUCGCUCGAAAGUAAACGUUUAUCGUUCUCGUUUAGUCUUAAGUCAUUCUAGUUACGGGAGUCUAUAUUUUGCAGACAAUUCGUUUCCCGGAUGUGAAAAGGCUGAGGCUACGAGUGAUAUACCGGAGUCAAAGAAGAUGGAAGUGGAUCGUCGCUUUUUUAUAGGGCCAGUUGCCAAAAAGGAAUUCUGGGAUAAAGAGCGGGCUGUUCUUGAUAUGGAUCAAGGGCCUUCUGAAUUUCACGUAGUGAAGCACUGUAAUGGCUAUCUGAAGGCAAUCGCUCAACGAGAAAUCACUUGGAUUAGCCGCUAUGCAACUCCAAAGGAACAAGAUCUACCCGAAAACCCAGAAGCACAACACUCCUCUGAUGCCCAUAUUGAGCUCUACGAAAAGUUUCUGAGUGUGUUCGACUAUCUUUUCCGAAUGACCACAGGACGCCCCGGUCCCCUUUUACUCCAAGCUCGAUAUGCAAAGUUCGUACAGUACGAAGGAGAGAUGUUGUUAGAGCUCCUUAAAUACUACGGUUCUAUCAAGAACGAAGAUGAGAGAUGCCGAGUCAGACAAUGCGUAGAGAAGUCGGUAGUACUUCAGGCAUACAAAUCUAACACGGAGCGUGCAGAUCCUAUCCUUCACGAAAAAUUCCACACACCUCAUGGGCGGACGAGAUCGUUCAGCGAGUGUCUUAUUCGCCUUACACGGUAUUGGGGAGAGAUUAACAAUAAGGUUUCGUGUCCAAUAUUGUUUUCCGAUGAGGAUAAACAAAUACACUAUAGGGAAGGAGAAGGCUGGAAUGAUCAAGAGGAUUUUUGGGAUCUUCUGGACGGACUUGUUGACCCUCCUGAAAUGUUUGUUGAAGCUCGAGAACGUGCAUUACAGGGCAUGGCUGGAGAGGGGCGAGCAAACUUUGCAAAGGAAAUGUAG
This is a messenger RNA of Aspergillus alliaceus, 1176 nucleotides long. RefSeq lists its product as uncharacterized. Bases 1 to 1176 code for a protein of 391 amino acids. Gene Ontology annotation, cellular component: mitochondrion. Lineage: Eukaryota; Fungi; Ascomycota; Eurotiomycetes; Eurotiales; Aspergillaceae. The record is from RefSeq and is a predicted model, not a curated record. The transcript is spliced from 10 exons.